AUGUCUUUUGUCCGCGCGCUCGUCGCUGCUGGGCCCUCAGCGCGGGUAGCCGCUCGUAUGGUGGCCCCGCGUCCGUCUGCUCUGCUGGCCCACCGUCUGCUGUCUACAACUGCCCGACGCCUCGCUCAGGAUCCGUUGCUUAAAGAUGGUCAUGUCCACGACCAUCUGCACGACGCUGCUUCUCCUCGCUCUCCCGGCAUCAAGACGUCUAUGUACUCUGCUGCGGAUGAGCCGGGCAAGGAUUUCGACCCGUACAAGGACGGGCCCGGUGCUAUCGACAAGGCGGUCCACCUCUUUUUCUUUACGGAGAUACUGCGAGGCAUGUGGCUCGUGCUAGAGCAAUUCUUCAGGCCACCAUAUACGAUCAUGUAUCCGUUCGAGAAGGGUCCCCUAUCGCCACGCUUCCGCGGAGAGCAUGCUCUGCGAAGGUACCCCAGUGGCGAAGAACGCUGCAUUGCGUGCAAGCUCUGCGAGGCUAUCUGUCCCGCACAAGCCAUCACCAUCGAGAGCGAAGCCCGCCUGGAUGGCUCGAGACGGACCACGCGAUACGAUAUCGAUAUGACCAAAUUUUCUGGCGCUGAUGACAUUUCGGGAUCAUCAUCAAAUUGUGCAUUGCACGGAACGACUACGCUACAUUGUCCGGUGGGGUUCUCCCGCGCAGCGCAAAACCAAGAGUUCUCUACGGAGACGCGUGAGGAGCUGCUGUACAACAAGGAAAAGCUGCUGGCGAACGGGGACAGGGCCGAAGCCGAGAUUGCGGCGAACCUUCACGGUGCGUUCUUUCCCAUCGCGUCCAUCGCCCAGGAUGGGUGGGGCUGA
Fibroporia radiculosa is the source of this 819-nucleotide messenger RNA. RefSeq lists its product as uncharacterized. NCBI's taxonomy places the organism in Eukaryota, Fungi, Basidiomycota, Agaricomycetes, Polyporales, Fibroporiaceae. Gene Ontology annotation, biological process: mitochondrial electron transport, NADH to ubiquinone; mitochondrial respiratory chain complex I assembly. The transcript is spliced from 5 exons. The coding region runs from base 1 to 819 and encodes 272 amino acids. The record is from RefSeq and is a predicted model, not a curated record. Gene Ontology annotation, molecular function: NADH dehydrogenase activity; 4 iron, 4 sulfur cluster binding. Gene Ontology annotation, cellular component: membrane.